This is a messenger RNA of Panicum virgatum (switchgrass), 1313 nucleotides long. Its product is annotated as 60S ribosomal protein L5, mitochondrial-like. The record is from RefSeq and is a predicted model, not a curated record. Gene Ontology annotation, cellular component: cytosolic large ribosomal subunit; ribosome. The coding region runs from base 44 to 856 and encodes 270 amino acids. The transcript has 3 exons. Gene Ontology annotation, biological process: translation. NCBI's taxonomy places the organism in Eukaryota, Viridiplantae, Streptophyta, Magnoliopsida, Poales, Poaceae. Gene Ontology annotation, molecular function: structural constituent of ribosome; RNA binding.
CACUGAAACAACCGAAGGGGGAAGAAGAAGAAACGGUGGCGGCAUGGCGGCGCGACUCCUGCGCGAUGUGGCAUCCGCUGCGGCCCGGUCGGCGCGCGGCCACCGCAUCCCCGACCCCUCCGGCUCCUUUGCCGGUCCUGGAAGCCGAGGCACCGCUCCCGCCGCUCAGGGCCUUCGUCAUUAUGCAGCACCAUCCAGUGAAGCAGUGGGGAACCUAGAGAUGAGCUUGGAAUUGGAUGCACCCAAGCCAAAGCGUAAUCGAUCAGGUAUCUCAAAGAAAAGCGGAACAGCCAUGAUGCUCCCACUCCAUUUCCAUUACGAAGAUGUACUACGUCAGGAUCUGUUGCUGAAACAGAACCAUGCCAAUAUCAUGCAAGUUCCUGGAUUGUAUGAAAUCAGAAUAGCACCAAAAGCAGGUUCUGAUUUGAGGGUUCCAAUAGGAAAAUUGGCUAUGGAGAUUUUGAGUGGCCAGAGAUUCAAGGAGGUACAAAGUGACCCUUUUGCUAAAGCAAGAAAGUCUGCUCGAACCAAUCCAUUCAUUGGGGCUGGCAAAGACAGUGGCAAUGCCUUUGCACGACAGAGUGUUCUCCGAGGGCAUGCAAUGUACAAUUUCUUGGUCAGAAUGUUGACAGUGAUGUCCAUGUUAGAUUCUCGGGCCGAAAUUCGGGGAAACACCAUAAAGUUCUUCAUGGAGACGGAGUUCUGUGAGUUCUCCCCGGAACUGGAAGACCACUUUGAGAUCUUUGAGCAUAUCCGAGGGUUCAACGUGACUAUCGCCACUUCAGCCGACACAAAAGAUGAGACCUCGCUACUGUGGAGUGGCUUCAUGCUAAACGAUGAGGGGGAAACCAAGUAAGUUGACUGUUUGGCAGGGGCUGAUAGGCGGUCACUUCUUUCAAAAUGGUUUUGGAGUUGUGGCGGUUAUUGCUGAAGAAGUACAAUGCAGCAUCCAUCAUUUUUGUAGACUGAAUGAAUGAAGCUUGCGUGAUUGUUAUGUGUAGCGAUGUAUGGAGCUAAUGUUUAAUUGCUACAUUUAAUACUAUAUGAAUUUAAUAAUGUAGGCUCCAAUAGGUCUCUUUUUGCUUAUUUCUGUGGGUCCUGCUGUAGUAGUAUCAUGGAAUGCUCGUUUCUGUUUGUCAAAACCAUUGCAAGAGAGGGCAACGAAACGAAGCUCACCUUCAGGACAUGUACUGUGAACUUGAUCUUUGCAACGAGUUCCAUUUUGCUUGUCUCUGGCUCCUGUCCUGUAGUGACCUGGAAAGCUUGUAUGUUUCUCGAAAUCAUUGUAAGAGGGCAUAUUUCCUUGUGUUCCA